Sporisorium graminicola is the source of this 978-nucleotide messenger RNA. RefSeq lists its product as uncharacterized. The coding region runs from base 1 to 978 and encodes 325 amino acids. Lineage: Eukaryota; Fungi; Basidiomycota; Ustilaginomycetes; Ustilaginales; Ustilaginaceae. Gene Ontology annotation, biological process: thiosulfate transport; phosphate ion transmembrane transport; succinate transmembrane transport. Gene Ontology annotation, molecular function: oxaloacetate transmembrane transporter activity; succinate transmembrane transporter activity; thiosulfate transmembrane transporter activity. The record is from RefSeq and is a predicted model, not a curated record. The transcript has a single exon.
AUGUCACAAUCAAUAUCAGCGUCGUCGAGUCGGCUGCCGUCAUCGUCAUCAACAGCAUCACGGCCCAGGACGACACCAUCAAAGCCCAAGAAGUAUCCCUUCUACCUGGGUGGUACAGCUGCGUCAAUAGCAGCCUUCUUCACACAUCCGCUCGAUCUCACCAAGACACGCAUGCAAACAGCAUCUGCGCGUCAAAACAUGUUCUCGCUCAUGGUAAAGACUUUUCGCGAGGAAGGCCCACGUGGGUUGUACGUUGGACUCACUGCGUCUUUGCUACGCCAAAUGACGUACAGUGUGACACGCUUCGGAGCAUACGAUAAGCUCAAGGAGAUGACGCAGAAGCAGAACGGGGAUGGGAGGCCGUUAGGGCCGCUGCAGAUGGCAUUGUGUGCUUCUGCGGCAGGUGCGGCGGGUGGAUUGGCGGGGAACCCGGCGGACAUCCUGCUCGUCCGCAUGACGAGUGAUGUUAACAAGAAGCCUGCUGAUCGCUACAACUACCCCAAUGCGAUCAGUGGGCUGGUGCGGAUGACCAAGGACGAAGGCGUCUCGUCGCUCUUCCGCGGUCUAGGACCCAACACGGUCCGCGCCGUUUUGAUGAACGCCUCCCAACUCGCCACAUACGACGUGUUCAAGAGCCUCCUCCUCUCGUCAGGAUACUUCACCGAAGGCACAGGCCUGCAUUUCUCGGCAAGUUUCAUGGCAGGUACUGUAGCAACCACCGUCUGCAGCCCCGCCGAUGUGAUCAAGAGCAGAGUCAUGAACGCUGCCGGCUCGGGUGAGGGAAUCCUCAAGACGCUGAGAGGCGAUCUGAAAAAGGAAGGCGUCGGCUUCCUCUUCCGCGGCUGGACUCCGGCAUGGAUGAGGUUGAGUCCCAACACGAUCAUCGUGUUUGUCGUGCUGGAGAAGUUGAGGUUGUUGGUCGACUAUUCGAGAGGCUCCACGGCGAAGGGGGCAAAGGACGUUCAGGUCAAGGCAUAG